Messenger RNA from Ailuropoda melanoleuca (giant panda), 478 nucleotides. Its product is annotated as neuropeptide-like protein 31. NCBI's taxonomy places the organism in Eukaryota, Metazoa, Chordata, Mammalia, Carnivora, Ursidae. The transcript has a single exon. The record is from RefSeq and is a predicted model, not a curated record. Bases 38 to 322 code for a protein of 94 amino acids.
UCCCUGCUCCUCAGCAAAAUCCUCUGCUCCUGAAACCAUGUCUUUCUAUGGCAACUACUAUGGUGGCCUAGGCUGUGGCUAUGGCGGCUGUGGCUAUGGCGGCUGGGGCUAUGGCGGCUACGGAUGUGGCUACGGUGGCCUGGGCUGUGGCUAUGGCGGCUAUGGAUGUGGCUACGGUGGCCUGGGCUGUGGCUAUGGCGGCUGGGGCUAUGGCGGCUAUGGAUGUGGCCACAAUGGUGUGGGCUAUGUCUGUAGCGGCUAUGGAUAUGGCUCCAACCGCCCAUCUUGCUGCAGAAGAUGCUGUUCCUAUGGGAUCUACUGAGAAGCUUCCAGAGAAAUUCAACUUACUGUUCUCCUCUAGCCGCCUGAAUCUGCCUCCAUGAUUCUUCUUAUGAAUAAUUUCAUUUUCUAUUCCAAAAUGUCAACAUCAUCUUAAGAUACCUAAAAUGAUAAAAUAAAAUAGGUCAACUUCUGCAAA